Molecule: messenger RNA, 1827 nt
Organism: Fonsecaea nubica
Lineage: Eukaryota; Fungi; Ascomycota; Eurotiomycetes; Chaetothyriales; Herpotrichiellaceae
Exons: 2
Coding region: 1-1827 (608 amino acids)
Biological process (GO): endonucleolytic cleavage in ITS1 to separate SSU-rRNA from 5.8S rRNA and LSU-rRNA from tricistronic rRNA transcript (SSU-rRNA, 5.8S rRNA, LSU-rRNA)
Cellular component (GO): 90S preribosome; nucleolus
Source: RefSeq, a predicted model, not a curated record
AUGGCUCGUGAAUUGCUUAGUAGCGACUCCUCGUCCGACAGCGAGGAUGGUGGUGCCGAUGUCCCACCAAGCGGCGAACUCAAGGUCAACGAGGCGUAUGCGCGCCGAUUUGAGCACAACAAGAAACGAGAGGAACUACAGCGAUUAGAGGAGAAGCUGGGCAAAUCUUCUAGCUCGCGAAAGCGUAAGCGAGGCGAAGUCGAAUCUCCCUCCGGCGACGACGAAAGUUCUGCCUCGGACGAUGACUCGACCAGCGAGUCCGAAGAUGAAGGGGAGCUGGCCACAGAAGCCCUCGAUUCGGAGAUCAUGGCUACCCUCAACGCAAUUCGUUCGAAAGAUCCCCGUGUUUAUGACAAAACCGUCACGUUUUAUACCGAGAAUAACGACGAGGGCGAUGCAACUACAAAGACCAGAAAGGAGAAGCCGAUGCACCUUCAAGAUUACCACAGGCAGACUUUACUGAAUGGUGGUGUCCAGCCGGAAGAAGAAGAUCCUGUCCCUCUGACAUACAACCAAGAGCAAGAGCAACUAAAGAAGUCCAUCAUCGGAGAGAUCAACGCUGCCGCAGAGCACGAGGAUGACGAGGACGAAGAAGACGAACAUCAGUUUCUCAGCGCGAAGAGAAGGGAAAAGCUACCUAGAUCUGAGGUUGUUUUGGACGUGGAAAGCGCGGAAAAAGAUCCUGAAACUUUCUUGUCAAACUUCAUGGUCUCUCGGGCUUGGGCGGCUCCGGACCCUUCUAAUCUGCACCCUUUCGAGUCGGACGACGAUGAAGAAGACAAGAGAGCAGAUGAGUUUGAAGAGGCAUACAAUCUGCGAUUCGAGGACCCUGAGAAGUCAAAUGAGACUCUGCGCUCUCAUGCGAGAGACUUGGCUGCCAAAUACUCUGUUCGGAGACAAGAGGCGAAUCCGCGACAAAAGAAGCGAGAAGCCGAGAAGGCGAAGAAAGAAGCUGAAAAGCAGCAGCGAAAGGAAGAAAAAGCCCGUCUUCGCAAGUUAAAAAUCGAAGAGCUUGAAGAGAAGGUGCGCAGAAUCAAGCGAGCUGCCGGUAUCAAGACUCAGGACUUGCGGCCAGAGGAUUGGGCGCACUUGGUUGACGACGACUGGGAUGACACCAAAUGGGAGGAGAUGAUGCAGAAACGGUUUGGCGAUGAAUAUUACGCAGAGGAAGAUCUCCCGAGCGACGACAACACGGGUGGAAAAAAGCGGAAACCUCGAAAGCCCAAAUUUGACGACGACCUGGACAUCAAGGAUAUAGUGCCUGAUUUCGAAGAAAACGAUAAAGCGGACUUCAGUCUGACUGAUGAAGAACCUCUUCCAAAGAAGGCGAAGAAAGUCAAGCAGUCUGUGGAAGAGAGCAAGCGGGACACAAAGAAAGAACGACGGAUCAUUGAACAACUAGUGGCUGAUCAACUUCAAUUGGAGCUCGACGCAUCCUUGCCCAACAAGAAGACUGGUGGAUUCACAUACCGUGAGACAUCUCCCAAGAGCUUUGGUCUUACUGCAAGAGAUAUAUUGCUAGCCGAUGACAAGAAAUUGAACGAGUUUGUCGGGCUCAAGAAACUGGCAUCAUUCCGCGAUCCAGAGAAGAAGCGCAAGGACCUGAAGAAUCUGGGGAAGAAAGCACGGUUGAGGAAGUGGCGGUUGGAAACCUUUGGCAAUAAGGAAGGAUUGCAGGCAAGCAAUUUGAUUCCUGCGCAACCUGAGGCCGGUCAAGAUAGGGAUGAAGGAGAUGAAGCUGCAGUAGACAUCAGGACGGAGGGAGCAAAGAAAAAGAAGAGAAGGAGGAACAAAAAGUCGAAGACAGAAGUCGAUGCUGUUGCUUGA